AUGGCUCCCAACAGUCGAAAACGACGCUCUGAGCAGCGCAAUGACCCCGAAUCCUCAGCUUCAGAAUCACCUGCUCGACGUCGCAGAGUGCAACAAGAUGGCGACGAAGAAGCUGGCUCCACAGCUUCGGAGCCAGAGACACAAACUCAAACACAGACUGCAACUGGUGUGGAAACGAUGAUGAAGAAACUUGUGCGGCUAGCACUUUCUUGCGAGUACUCCCGCAUACCAAUCCGAAGGGCGGACAUCAGUACCAAGGUACUUGGAGAGACUGGGACAAGGCAGUUCAAGGUAGUCUUUGAGAGGGCGCAACAUGAAUUGAGGACGAAGUUUGGAAUGCAGAUGGAGGAGUUGCCGUCGAAAGAGAAGUUCACAAUCUCACAGCGAAGAGCUGCUCAGGCGUCUCAAAAAGUACCGUCAACGUCAUCGAAAUCAUGGAUUCUUACAUCUACUCUACCGCCAGAAUACAAAUUCGACCCGGACAUUCUGCCUCCCACCAAAGCACCCUCUGAAAGUACCGAAGCCAUAUAUACUGCGUUGUACAGCUUCAUCAUAGCCUUGAUCCUCCUGAACAACGGCUCCCUGCCUGAGAACAAACUGGAGCGUUACCUGAAGCGGGCCAACGCAGAUCAAUGGACGCCGAUCUUGUCGACGGAAAAGCUUUUGCAGAAACUCGUCAAAGAAGGAUAUCUGGAGAAACGUCGAGACACAAGCAGCGGUGAAGAGAUAAUCGAAUGGGUCGUCGGGCCGAGGGGAAAGAUCGAAGUUGGUGAAAGAGGCGUGCAAGGAUUUGUGCGAGCCGUAUAUGGAGGAAGCGGGGAGGAAGAUGAGGAGCUGGAAAGGAAGCUCGAGAGAAGCCUUGGCUUGCAGCCACAACAGCGCGUUGUGGUGGAUGAAGGGACAGAGGAGACACCACAAGUCAACGGCAGUGCUGAGAGGUCCAGAACCACAAGAGGUAGAGCUAGGCCAAGCGCAAGGGAUGACACUGAUGAUGAAUGA
Messenger RNA from Endocarpon pusillum Z07020, 999 nucleotides. RefSeq lists its product as uncharacterized. Lineage: Eukaryota; Fungi; Ascomycota; Eurotiomycetes; Verrucariales; Verrucariaceae. The record is from RefSeq and is a predicted model, not a curated record. The transcript is spliced from 3 exons. Bases 1 to 999 code for a protein of 332 amino acids. Gene Ontology annotation, biological process: DNA repair. Gene Ontology annotation, cellular component: nucleus.